Aquila chrysaetos chrysaetos is the source of this 795-nucleotide messenger RNA. RefSeq names its product urotensin-2 receptor-like. Gene Ontology annotation, cellular component: membrane. The transcript has a single exon. The coding region runs from base 1 to 795 and encodes 264 amino acids. The record is from RefSeq and is a predicted model, not a curated record. Gene Ontology annotation, molecular function: urotensin II receptor activity. Gene Ontology annotation, biological process: neuropeptide signaling pathway. Lineage: Eukaryota; Metazoa; Chordata; Aves; Accipitriformes; Accipitridae.
AUGGAGCCGGGCGCGCGCAUCUCGGUGCCCUGCCACCCCAAAAACGCCACCGCCCAGCCUAACGCCUCUUCCAGAAGCACCGGUGACCUCUUGGUCAUCUCCUUCCUCGGCUGCAGCCUGGCCACCGCGCGCGUGGCUGGGGUGGUGGGAAACAUCUCCACCUUGGUGGUCUCCGUGAGGUGCACCGGCUCCACGUACGCGUACAUCGUCGCCUUGGUCCCGGCCGACCUCCCGCGCUUACCCGCCGUCCCCUCCGUGCUCCGCACGUCCUUCGUGCAGGACCGGUACUUCGGAGACCUGGGCUGCAGGAUCCUCUUCAGCCUCACGCGCGCCAGCAUCUUCAUCCUCACCGUCGUCAGCACCGAGCACCACCUGGCCGUCGUCAGGCCUCCGGCCACCCUGCCCGGGUCGAGGGACCACCGGCGGGCGGCCACCUACCCGGUGGGGCCGGUAGCCUUCCUUCUCGCCAUGCCCACCCCAACCCUCAUCGACCCGCGCGCCGGCGGCAGGGCGACCGAGCGUACGUGCCACCCCAGGCGUCGGAUGGGGACGUGCGAGGUGUAUCUUGCCAUCCUCUUCGACACCCGCAUCCUCGCCCCGGGCACCGUCGUCUGCUGCUUGUACGCCGAGCUGCCCGGGACCUGCCGGCGGUCCCAGCGGGCUCUUGUUCUCAGCACCGAGGAAACCCGCCGAUGUCCCAGGCAGAAGGUCCCGCGUGUGGUCUUCAGCACCGGGCUCGCUUUCUCCCUUCUGCCGGGGCACGCGGUGCUGUUGGCGCCUGUGGGAGGCCGGUAA